AUGCGAAUCCAAGGACACCCUCAUACAACUGAGCUCUCUUUUUGCAUCGUGUGGACUUUUGGCUUUCGUUUCGGCGCAAACAACACCAAUCAGUCUACUUCUCUUUUCGGCGGCGGCCAGCAAAACCGCCCUGGUGGCUUCGGCACCACUAACACCAACACUGGCGGAAGCCUAUUCGGAAACACCUCAGGCACCGGCGCUACUGGCGGAUUCGGCUCCAGCACUGGCGGUGGAUUCGGAUCGGGAACAACUGGGGGAGCCUUUGGCUCCAGCACCAACACCGGCGGUGGCCUUUUCGGCGCGAACAAGCCUGCUGGAGGAUUCGGCUCCGGCACUGGCGGUGGAUUCGGAUCUGGAACAACUGGCAGCGCAUUUGGCUCCACGCCCAGCACCGGCUUCGGAGGAGCUGGGACUGCACUUUCGGGCGGUGCUGUGCCUCCCUGCGAUGGCACCGGCUCUACUCCUUUCAAUCCUUUCACCGAGAAGGACACCAAUUCCAGCAUCAUGAACCACUACCAGAGCAUCAACUUUAUGCAACCCUACCAGAAAUACUCGUUCGAAGAAUUGCGACUGGCCGACUAUGAGAGGGGACGUCGCUAUGGCAAUGGUAGCAACCAAGCAGGUGCUUUUGGGAACUCCAACUUCGGCAGCACUGGAACAGGCUUCGGGACCCAACAGAACACUGGAGGCUUUGGCUCCGGCACUACUCCCUUCGGCGGUGCCAACACAAGCACUCCAUCUGCAUUCGGAGGAGCAACGCAGACCACCGGUGGAUUUGGCGCUGCCAACAACUCGACCUCUCUUUUGGGGGUGCAAACAAACCUGCAACUUCGAUGUUCGGUGGCGGCACGGCAACCACACAAUCUGGCGGUGGUCUCUUUGGUAGUGGCACAGCUACUGCCGGCACUGGCGGUGGAUUCGGAAGCAACACAGGUACUGGAGGCGCCUUUGGCGCCAACACCAACACCGGAGCAGAACAAGCCCGCUUUUGGCGGUACGGGAACAAGUACCACUGGAUUCGGUGGUAGUGGAUUCGGCACCCAGCAAAACACUACCAAUUCCAACCCCUUCGGCGGUGGCACAACUUCUACAUCCACACCUUUCGGUCAGCAACAGCAAACCGGCACUAGCGCCUUUGGCGGUGGCCUAGGUGCCAGCCAAAAUCAAACGCAGAACAAGCCUUUAUUCGGCGGCGGUGGUGGUUUCGGUACCAACAACCAACAGCAGCAAGGCUCUUCUUUGUUUGGAGGAGGCACUCAGACUCAGCAACCCGCUCCCGGUGGCGGCCUCUUCGGCGGUGGCACUCAGAACCAGCAGCAAAACACUGGAUCAUCAUUGUUUGGUGGUAAUCAAUCCCAGCAGGCUUCUGGUGUUGGUCUUUUCGGCGGUCAAAACCAACAGCAGCAGAAGCCCGGCGGCCUUUUCGGUGGUGGAACCGGUACUACCGGCAGUGCCUUCGGGGGUCUGGGCAGCAGUCAGACCCAGCAGCCCGCUGGAGGUGGUCUAUUCGGAGGUCAGAAUCAGCAACAACAGAAGCCUGGCGGUCUUUUCGGGGGUUCUACGGGUGGCACCGGCGGUGGCCUCUUCGGUCAAGCCAACAACACCCAGCAAAAUACGGGCUCUUCGCUCUUCGGCGGACAAAGCCAGCAGCAGCAACAGCCUGCUAGCAGUAGCUUGUUCGGUGGUUCCCAGCCCGCGCCGCAACAGUCGCAACCGGCCCCCGGCAGUUUGACUACGAGUCUCCUUGGCGGUAACCCAUACGGCAGCCAGUCCAUCUUCUCUGGUCUUCCCGCUCCCGAGGCUCCCUCGCCGGGCCCAUUGGCCACGCCUCUUUCUUCCAGCAUGAAGCAAAAGCAACGUGCUCCGCUGCCUUACUCCAUUACACCCAACGGUGCCAGCCGCCUGAGCACUCCUCCCAAGCGUCAAGGCUACGGUUUCUCUUACUCGACCUAUGGAUCGCCCUCUAGCUCCAGCAGCACGCCCAACGGGUUCAGCAACAGUCUCCUGGGUGGUGCUGGUAGCAACAGCCUGCGUGGCAGCAUUGGCGGUAGCUUCGGCCGCAGCUUCAGCAAGAGCUACUCCACCAGCAACCUUCGCAAGACCUUCGACCCUGAGUCCGACAGCGUGCUUUCGCCGGGGGCUUUGCAGUCUAGCGGCGGACGCGGUAACGGUGGUAGUAUUAAGCGCCUUACCAUCGACCGCAGUUUGAGAACCGAUCUCUUCGCUCGUUCCGCGAGCAACUCGCCCGCAACUAUCACCAAUGGAGAUGAUUCCGCUCAGUCAGACAAGCUCAAGAAAAAGGUCAGCUUUGACUCCACUCCGACUAGCAAUGAAGUCGUUCGCGUGGAAUCUAAGAGUCCCGAUCCUACUCCUCAAGAGCUCGGCUUCCUGCGCUCCCAACGCCGAAGCGGUAGCCUGAAUGGUAUCGAUGGCUCCAACAAUGAACGCCCUGAGAUGGAGUCCAUUAGCCGUGACCUUGCUGUCGUCCCCGAGAAUGGCGAGCCUAUCCCCGCUGGCAGCUCUUCUGUAAAGCGUCUUGCCUUCGUUCCUGGUAGUGAUCCUAAGCCUGGCGAGUACUGGAUGAAGCCUAGCCGCGCUGAAAUCAGCAGGAUGAGCCGUGACCAACUCAAGCAGGUCAUGGAUUUCACAGUCGGUCGCCAGCACUGUGGUUCGGUCACCUUCAACGGUGCUGUUGAUCUUACAACUGUCGACCUCGAUAACCUCUACGGGAGGAUUGUGGAUAUCGGUGUCCGCAAGAUUACCGUCUACCCUGACGAGGCUGUCAAGCCGCCAAUGGGCAAGGGCCUGAACGUUGUUUCUACUCUUCGCAUUGAGAACUCCUGGCCUCGUGGCCGUGACCGAAAAUCGCCACUUCCUAUCACCAGCGGUCCCCUCUUCGACAAGCACAUUGACCGUCUUCAGAAGGUGCAGGAUACCGAAUUCUUGGACUACGAGACCGAGACCGGUACUUGGGUUUUCCAGGUCCCUCAUUUCACUACUUAUGGCCUUGACUAUGACGAGGAUGAAGAGGACGAGAGUCUCAACCAGAGCGCCCUUGGUGCAGGCCCUGUUGAUAACCGCACCCCCAAGGCUCAACCCGACCACCCCGCGAGCUUUGAGCAGUCCGCUACCUUCUCCAUCGACGAGUCCUUUGUCGGCUCCAUGGCUGGUGUCGACGACGACACCUUUGACUUCAAGAAGCGUAAGCUUGUGCCCGGUUCGUUCAGCAGCCAGGCUAUGGACAUGGAAGACGAGGAGAUGGGAUCCGAGGGCGAGACCGAGUCUUUUUUAGAGGAAGGCUCCACGGGUUCGGCUACUGAGCAGGAUGACGAUGUCACCGAGAGCCAGCGCUCUGGCGACUCUGUAGUUGGAUCAGAUGGCGAUCAGGAGAUGGACAUGGCGGGUUCCUUUCCUGAUCUUCAUCGCACCGUGGAGCGGGAAGAAUCCCAGAGCACCGAUGGUGAUCUGGAAACUACCCACCCUGUCAGGCACUUUGGCACACCUCCUAAGCCUCGCCUGGAUCUCAGUGGCGAUUGGGCUGAGCAGCUUCAGCGCACGAUUAGUCCUCGCAAGCAAAACCGUGACGCCUUGCGCGAGAUUCAGGCCAAUGCCUUUACGGAUCGGCCUCUCUUGAACGAAGGCUCCUCAGAACCGAAAUUGACCGGUUCUCCGAAGAAAGGUUUUUCAAACAGCAUCGACUUGAUGAACUCCCUGUUCCAGCAGCCACGGAAGCAAAAUGCUCCCUCGCCACUGAAAGCUUCGAAAAUGCAGCCCAAGGGCUUCGAGUGGCCCUACAACAAGCAGCCCAAAACCUUCGCCGGUGACACCACAGAGAUGGAUCAGGCAGACGCCGCUUUCCACGAUUCUUUCAAGCCUCGAUGGGGGCCAAUGGACUCCCUUAUUUGUGCGAAAAACGACAUGGCCGAUCCAAUCUCCGAUAUCUACACUCGGUGGCAAGAGAGCUUCUCUGUUUUCAGCGAACAACGAGACAUUGCAGUCAUGAAGUCUAAUCAGACUGGUCAGGUACGUCGUCACCUUAUGUUUAACCCCUUGAGGCUGGGGCUCAUUUUUGCGAAGUCAAAGGGAAUGUUGGAUCUGCAACAACAGCAAUCUACCGUCGCCCGUGUGGACGGCACUCCGUUCGUCCGCCUCUCCGGGGUUGACCUGCGUCAAUUUGCCUUCGCGCCUUCCAAAGAUGAAGAACGAUUGGUCUGGCAACUGGUCAACAUCCUGUUCAAUGACGAUAUUGAGGAUGAUAUCUCGGCUGGUGUACCACCGCAGCUGCGACAGCAAUUUGCGCAUCGCAUCAAGAAAGACCGUCUCACCCGUCUGUGGCAAAAUAUCAUUCGUGAGAGACAUAGUCAGUCUCUGGACUUUCAUCGCUCCGCGGAAGAACGUGCUGUUUAUCUUCUCUGCUCCCAUCGGGUUGAAGAAGCUUGCAAGACCUUGGUGGAGAGUGGGAACCCACAUCUGGCCACGCUCGUGGCGCAAAUCGGCCGCGAUGCUACCUCUCAGGCCGAUAUGGCGCGGCAGAUUAAGGUCUGGGGUCAGAACAACAUUCUCGCCGAGAUGAGCGAGCCUGUUCGUGCUCUUUACGACCUCGUUGCAGGUAACGGUCUUCGCAGCGAGGGCAAGUCCGGUGGUGCCCUGGAAGACCGGGCUUCUACUUUUAUCUUUUCUGAGCGAUUCGAGUUGGAUUGGUUCCAGGCUUUUGGUCUCCGUCUCUGGUACAGUACCACUGAGGAUGAGCCAAUCGAGGCUGCUGUCUCCAAGUUCCUCGAUGAUCUGGAUACCGGUCUUGAACCUGCCUUCCCACAUCCCUCCCAUCGCGCCUCUUGCGGGUCCCCUCAACCCGGCUCUGAUACCCUUGGCCGGGAAUCUCCUUUGUGGGUGCUGCUGAAGACUUACGCCGCAGUCAGGGGCCACAAGAAUGUCCCGCCUCUCGAGCUCCCUGCCGCCAUCCUGCCGGAAUCUUUGUCUGGCAACCGACUCACCAACCGCCUCUCAUUUCAACUUCACUACGUCCUUACUGCUGCUAUCGGUCCGACCGAAGCCAUCAAAAUUGACCAGUACCAGGCCGAUCGGCUUGCGUGGGACUUUGCUUCUGAGAACAUUGCCAAUGAAGAGUUUUGCGCUGCCAUCUUCGUUCUCCUACAUCUGUCUCAAGCUGAUGAUCGAAAGCGUGCCGUACAGGAUACCUUAGCCCGCUUUGGCGCCUCUCUGCCCGAUCCCACCACUUCCGACGGUACUACCACCGAUCCAGUCUGGGAAUUCCUUGUCGGUGACUUCCAACUUCCGGAAGCCUGGAUCUGGGUCGCCAAGGCCCUUUAUGCCCGUGCAAGCGGCGAUGCUAUCCGCGAGGUAGAUGCGCUCAUCCGUGGCAAGCACUGGAAUGAUGCUCAUGCCACUUUCUGCCGCGUCGUUGGCCCCACGGCCAUCAUCUCACGCGACUACGCUACUUUGGAUAAGCUCAUCACCGGAUUCGGCGAUGGUCCGGAGCGCAAGAUGCGUGGCUGGUCGUCUGGCGGUGGUAUCUAUGAAGAUUUCCUGCGGCUCGCCACCGCGACUCGUGGUCGACGUGACCCAACCCGGUUGAGUCGACUGGUGAAUGCCCUCGUCGCUAAGAGUGACCAUGUCCGUAACGGUUCGGGUAUGGAUGGUCUCGAAGAGCGCGUUGCGUUCAAGGAGAUGAGCCGUGCUGUGGCUAGCUGGACCACCCACGAAAAUACGGUCGAAGCUUCGAAGAUGCUCGGUCUGCCUCUGACAGGCGAUGCUCGUGUUAUGCAAACAGUGGAGAUGAGCCGUCGUUACUUCGGUAUUAUCAUGGCUGGUGGCUAUUAA
This is a messenger RNA of Penicillium argentinense, 5841 nucleotides long. RefSeq names its product nucleoporin family protein. Gene Ontology annotation, molecular function: structural constituent of nuclear pore. Lineage: Eukaryota; Fungi; Ascomycota; Eurotiomycetes; Eurotiales; Aspergillaceae. The record is from RefSeq and is a predicted model, not a curated record. The coding region runs from base 1 to 5841 and encodes 1946 amino acids. The transcript is spliced from 5 exons. Gene Ontology annotation, cellular component: nuclear pore; nuclear pore cytoplasmic filaments. Gene Ontology annotation, biological process: post-transcriptional tethering of RNA polymerase II gene DNA at nuclear periphery; protein import into nucleus; RNA export from nucleus.